Molecule: messenger RNA, 2069 nt
Organism: Hevea brasiliensis (rubber tree)
Lineage: Eukaryota; Viridiplantae; Streptophyta; Magnoliopsida; Malpighiales; Euphorbiaceae
Product: anthranilate synthase alpha subunit 2, chloroplastic
Exons: 10
Coding region: 69-1991 (640 amino acids)
Biological process (GO): L-tryptophan biosynthetic process
Molecular function (GO): anthranilate synthase activity
Source: RefSeq, a predicted model, not a curated record
AAAAAUCAGCACUCAUAGUCAGCAGCACACAGUGUCAAAACAGUCAAAACCUCUCUCUCUCCUCUUUCAUGGCCGAAAUUUCUCACUUUCACUUCUCUCUCUAUGCUUCUGCCUCAUGCUCCUCAGCCAUGGCUAGAACCCUAGCCGCUACUCCACGUCAGCUGCCGUUAACUCUGUCUUUCCCUGCAUCUUCAUCUGUUAAAUUUAACGGAAGAGUUUCAAGCUCAAUUUCAUGCUCCCUUCCUCUAGCUACAUCGACUUCUCGUGCCUGUACGCUCAAAUGCUCUGCCUCGGCGUCUCAAUCAUAUGCCUAUCAAUCAGAAAAAUUUCUAGAAGCUUCCAAGAAGGGAAAUUUAAUUCCUUUAUACCAUUGCAUAUUAUGUGAUCACCUCACUCCAGUGCUUGCUUAUCGCUGUCUGGUUAAGGAAGAUGAUAGAGAUGCUCCAAGCUUUUUAUUUGAGUCAGUGGAGCCUGGUUUGGAUGCUUCCACUAUUGGGCGAUAUAGUGUUAUAGGAGCUCAACCGAGUAUAGAGAUUGUGGCUAAAGAGAACAUGGUUACAAUUAUGAACCAUUAUGAAGGACAGAGGACAGAGAUGAUUGUGGAUGACCCGAUGGAAGUUCCUAGGAGAAUGAUGGAGGAUUGGACUCCCCAACUUGUUGACGAUCUUCCAGAAGUCUUUAGUGGGGGGUGGGUUGGUUAUUUCUCAUAUGACACAGUGCGGUAUGUGGAGAAGAAAAAACUGCCUUUCUCCAUUGCCCCACCAGAUGACAGAAAUCUCCCUGAUGUCCACCUUGGCCUUUAUGAGGACGUUAUGAUAUUUGAUCAUUUGGAGAAGAAAGCAUAUGUUAUUCACUGGGUGCGAUUAGAACAAUAUACCACCGUUGAGGAGGCCUUCGAUGACGGAAUGAACCGGUUGGAAAAUUUAUUAUCUAGAGUGCAUAAUACGGCUACACCUAGGCUAGCUGCAGGUUCAAUAGAGUUGUCAACUCGUCUCUUUGGCCCUAAAUUAGAGAUGUCGAGCAUGACAAGUGAAGAAUACAAGGCAGCAGUUUUGCAUGCCAAAGAGCAUAUCCUGGCUGGCGAUAUUUUUCAGAUUGUAUUGAGUCAGCGUUUUGAACGUCGUACUUUUGCAGACCCAUUUGAAAUAUAUCGAGCUCUGAGAAUUGUUAAUCCAAGUCCAUAUAUGGCUUAUUUACAGGUAUUCUUACUCUCCAUUAAACCUAUUUGUUUGAAGAGUUUAGUCAAUUAUAACUUUCUGAGCAUUUGGUUAUAUGAUCCUCGUCAUCAGGCUAGAGGGUGUAUACUUGUUGCUUCUAGUCCAGAAAUUCUCACACGUGUGAAGAAGAAUAAAAUUAUAAACCGACCCCUUGCCGGGACUGUGAGGAGAGGAAAGACACCUAAAGAAGAUAAAAUGUUGGAGAAGGAACUUUUGAACGAUGAAAAACAAUGUGCAGAACACAUUAUGCUAGUUGACUUGGGAAGGAACGAUGUGGGAAAGGUCUCCAAAGCUGGUUCUGUGAAAGUUGAAAGGCUGAUGGAUAUUGAGCGAUAUUCUCAUGUCAUGCACAUCAGCUCAACGGUCACUGGAGAGUUGCUUGAUCAUUUAACUACGUGGGAUGCAUUGCGUGCUGCACUACCUGUUGGCACUGUUAGUGGGGCACCAAAGGUAAAAGCGAUGGAGUUGAUUGAUCAGCUAGAAACGACAAGGCGAGGGCCGUAUAGUGGUGGAUUUGGAGGAAUUUCAUUUUCUGGUGACAUGGAUGUUGCACUAGCACUCAGAACUAUUGUAUUUCCUACUAGCACCCGUUAUGAUACAAUGUAUUCAUACGAUGAUCUAAACAAGCGGCGAGAAUGGGUUGCCCACCUCCAAGCUGGGGCUGGAAUUGUGGCCGAUAGUGAUCCUGCUGAUGAGCAGAGAGAGUGUGAGAACAAAGCUGCAGGCCUCGCUCGUGCCAUUGAUCUUGCAGAAGAAUCAUUUGUCAAGAAAUGAUUAAAUGUCAUGGAGUCUUUUUUGUUGUUGUCGUUGUUUUUUUUUUUUUUUUUUUUUUAUAUAUAUAUAUAUAUAUAU